UUUUCCAUCAAACCUCCCUUUUCAGGAUUUGCCGAGAGGCGAACGUCUCCAAAUGUUACCGCUACGGGAUCGGAGUUAGACUUGACGGGCGGACACAGACUGUUAGGCUUUCUACUACUACUACUACCAUUACUACUACGGCUCCUCUCUGAGACGCAGUUUCACCAACUCUCGGGACGAAUGAAGACUGAAGGAUCUAUACGGAUUUCGGCGCAUAAUGUCGGGAUGGAGUUUCGAGACUCGUUUGGCUCAGUGGAAGAGUAGAAAAGCGAGUUUGUCGCCGGUGGUGCUAGAUGCGCUCCACGUCUAUGUUGGAUUAUUGUCUCCUUUUCUGAACUGCGAGCAUCGAUUCCCCUUCGCACCAUUCCGCGUCCCGAUCACCCCCUUUGGACUAUGGCCUCGGAUCGCGGGGUCCCAGGGUCCGGCGUCUUUGGAGAUUUACCCCCGAGCUAUAAGCGCUCCCAGCCGCCUGCGCACCCAGACCUGCAGCGGAGACCCAGCUACUGCCAUGCCGCUUUCGCACUUAAACAGAUCUCAAAGGGAAAGGCAGUAGGUCAGAAAGCUCCUCUGUGGAUCCGGGCGAGGUUCCAGGCCUUGCUGUUCUCUCUGGGCUGCCACAUCCAGAGCCACUGCGGGAAGGUCCUCUUUAUUGGACUCUUGGUGUUCGGGGCUUUGUCUGUGGGACUCCGGGUGGCAGCUAUCGAAACCAACAUUGAGCAGCUGUGGGUGGAAGCUGGCAGCCGGGUGAGCACAGAGCUUCGCUACACCAGGGAGAAGCAGGGAGAAGAGUCAGUAUUUACCUCGCAGAUGCUCAUCCAGACCCCCAAAGAAGAGGGCACUAAUAUUCUAACACAGGAGGCUUUGCUGGUUCACAUGGAGGCGGCGCUGUCUGCCAGCAAGGUGCAGGUGUCGCUGUUUGGAAAAUCAUGGGAUCUCAAUAAGAUAUGCUACAAAUCCGGAGUUCCUAUUAUAGAAAAUGUCAUGAUUGAAAGGAUGAUUGACAAGCUUUUCCCAUGUAUGAUAAUCACCCCAUUGGACUGUUUCUGGGAAGGGGCCAAACUACAAGGAGGUUCUGCCUAUUUACCGGGCAUGCCAGAUAUCCAGUGGAUGAAUUUAGAUCCUGUCAAGCUGAUGGAAGAACUGGGCCAGUACACGUCCCUGGAAGGUUUUAAAGAGAUGCUGGACAAAGCCCAGGUGAGUCACGCCUACAUGGACAGACCAUGCCUCGACCCGUCAGACACCGACUGUCCCCUCAGUGCUCCCAAUAAGGAACAGGAAGAGACUCCGGACAUUGCUGGGCGUCUCCAGGGUGGAUGCCACGGCUUCAGUCAGAAGUUCAUGCACUGGCAGGAGGAGCUCAUUCUGGGAGGGCGGGUCAAAAGCAGCCAGGAUACUCUACUAAGUGCGGAGGCUCUCCAAACUAUGUUCCUGUUGAUGAGUCCCAAGCAGCUCUAUGAACACUUCAAAGACGACUACGAGAUCCACGACAUCAACUGGAACGAGGAAAAGGCCACCGCCAUCCUUGAGUCCUGGCAGAGGAAGUUUGUGGAGGUCGUCCACCAGAGUAUUCCUGGUAAUUCCAGUCAGUCCAUCCACGCCUUCUCCACAACCACCCUCAAUGACAUCAUGAAGUCGUUCUCUGACGUCAGUGUCAUCAGGGUGGCUGGAGGAUACUUGCUCAUGUUGGCCUACGCCUGUGUGACGAUGCUCAGGUGGGACUGUGCCAAGUCGCAGGGGGCUGUUGGACUGGCAGGGGUGAUGCUAGUAGCCCUGUCGGUGGCAGCAGGACUGGGUCUCUGCUCCCUACUUGGCCUCUCCUUCAAUGCUGCAACUACGCAGGUGCUUCCCUUCCUGGCGCUAGGGAUUGGUGUGGAUGACAUGUUUCUGUUGGCUCACUCCUUCACAGAGACAGGAAGUAAUAUCCCCUUUAAGGAGCGAACAGGAGACUGCUUGCGUCGCACCGGCACCAGCGUGGCUCUGACUUCCAUAAACAACAUGAUCGCGUUCUUCAUGGCUGCCCUGGUGCCCAUCCCGGCCUUGCGAGCAUUCUCUCUACAGGCGGCCAUUGUGGUUGUAUUUAAUUUCGCCAUGGUGCUGCUCAUCUUCCCUGCCAUCCUCAGCUUGGACCUCCACAGGCGUGAGGACAAGCGUUUGGACAUUCUCUGCUGCCUGUACAGCCCCUGUGCCAAUCGCGUCAUUCACCUCUCGGCACAGGAGCUUUCGGAAGCCGGCGAGCAGUCUCACACGCCUGGGGCGGGCACGACUCAUGCACACCAGUAUACUGCCGGACCGACAAUCACCACCAGCACCCAGAUCACCACAACAGUGCAGGCAUUUACACAGUGUGAUGCAGCAGGCCAGCAUAUUGUCACAAUUCUGCCACCGACUUCACAGAUCUCCACAAGCUCUCCCUCCAUCAUUGUCUGCCCCACUACACAGACUCACGCUGUCUCACCUUCUCCAACCACCACCUCUGUGCCAGACCCUUACGGCUCCCAGCUCUUCACUCCAACCUCCAGCUCCACGCGGGACCUCCUAGCCCAGGUGGAAGACUCCAAAUCGGGGAAGAAAUGCGUCCCACUCCCCUUCCUUCACUGGAACCUGUCCAUCUUCGCCCGGGAAAAGUACGCCCCCCUGCUCUUGAAGCCCAAGAGCAAAGUUGCAGUGGUGGUCCUCUUCCUGGGGCUGCUGAGCCUUAGCCUAUACGGGACCACUAUGGUCCACGAUGGCCUCUAUCUGACCGACAUCGUGCCCCGCGACACCAAGGAAUACGACUUUAUCGACGCACAGUUCAAGUACUUCUCCUUCUACAACAUGUACCUGGUGACCAUGGAUGGGUUCGACUACGCCCAGUCUCAAAGGCUGCUGGUUCAGCUGCACAAUGCUUUCAACUCUGUCAGAUAUGUGGUCAGAGAUAGCGACAACAAGCUGCCCCGCAUGUGGUUGCACUAUUUCCAGGACUGGCUGAAAGGUCUUCAGGCUGCUUUUGAUGCUGACUGGCAGGCUGGCCGGAUUACAGCUGACAGCUAUAGGAACGGCACAGAAGAUGGAGCUCUGGCGUACAAGCUGCUCAUCCAGACAGGCUCCAAGAAAGAGCCUUUCAACCGCAGCCAGCUGACCUCUCGCCGGCUGGUGGAUGCCGAGGGUUUGAUCCCCCCAGAGGUGUUUUACAUUUACCUGACCGUGUGGGUUAGUAACGAUCCUCUGGGCUAUGCCGCAUCCCAGGCCAACUUCUACCCUCACCCCAGAGAGUGGAUUCAUGACAAGUAUGACACCACAGGAGAAAAUCUGCGCAUCCCAUCAGCGGAGCCUCUGGAGUUUGCCCAGUUUCCCUUCUACCUGAACGGCCUUCGGCAGGCGAGUGACUUUGUGGAGGCCAUCGAGAGCGUGCGUGCCAUUUGUGAUGAGUUCAGCCGCAAGGGCGUGCUCAACUACCCUAACGGACACCCCUUCCUGUUCUGGGAGCAGUACAUCGGCCUCCGUCACUGGUUCUUGCUGUCGAUUAGUGUUGUGCUGGCCUGUACCUUCCUGGUCUGUGCCAUUCUCCUGCUUAACCCCUGGACUGCUGGCAUCAUUGUGUUUAUUUUGGCCAUGAUGACUGUGGAGUUGUUUGGCAUCAUGGGCCUAAUUGGCAUCAAGCUCAGUGCCAUUCCUGUGGUCAUCCUGAUUGCAUCGGUGGGCAUCGGCGUGGAGUUUACGGUUCACAUAGCCCUGGGCUUCCUGACAGCAAUUGGCAACAGGAACAAGCGUUCAGCGGUGGCCCUGGAACAUAUGUUUGCCCCAGUGGUCGACGGUGCAAUCUCCACGUUGCUGGGUGUUCUUAUGCUGGCAGGAUCAGAGUUUGACUUCAUCAUGAGGUAUUUUUUUGCCGUGCUUGCCAUUCUGACUGUGUUGGGGAUGCUGAAUGGCUUAGUUCUCCUCCCAGUCCUCCUCUCCAUGAUGGGCCCUCCAGCUGAAGUCACCCCGGUCGACAACGCUAGCUGCAUGCCGACACCUUCCCCCGAGCCCCCGCUGCCUCCUCCAAUGGCCCACCACGGAUACUUCACGGGCCUCAACCACCCACGCUCAUCCCGGCCACAAGCAUUUUCUGAGUCGUCAGAUUCUGAAUAUUACUCUGAGUUGACGACGACAUCUGGGAUCGGGGAGGAGGAUUAUAAGUACUGUGACAGGAGCGCGUACCAAGCGUCGCACACUGCAGCUCCAUCUGCAACGUCUCAUAUACUGGUGGAAGCCAGCAAGAAUCCAAGCUUCCCCAAACUGACGGUGCUGAAGCCGUUUAGAGAAAACGCAGCAGGUGGGAGGGUUGAACCAAUAUGUGAAUCCACCCACAAUAUGCAAUCACCUCCCCAGGUGACGUGCUGGGAUGGAAACAAGCAGGAGCAGCAGAGUGACCUUCAGAGACUGCAGGCUCAGUCAGCUCACGGCUUACCCAGCGACAAAGCUAAUUUUCCUGGGAGGACUUAUCAAAGUGGCCCCAGGCUGCAGAACAGCAGAGGGCCUCUGCCAAACAGGACUAAAGGGCAGAGCUAUGGUCACAGCAACUCUUCCCUGCCAACGCAACAAGGCCCCACUGGGGGCCCUGUUACCAUGGUCACGGCCACGGCCUCUGUCACAGUGGCCGUGCAUCCGACCCUACCGGGGGCCACCUAUCAAGGCUACAUGCAUGAAGGUUUUGACAUGGACAGCGAGUUGGACUGUUUUGAAGCUGCUAAAAGGACUUGUGGUGACAAAGCAAAAUAUUCUUCAUGCAACAGAGACUCUCUAGAGCUCCAAGACUUGGAGGCAACACGGGUCCAGACAGAAUAUCAACUAGGCAAGUCACAAGGUGGGCUGAGGAUCCAAGCAUCCAAAGACUGCUAAAGACUCAAUCACUGUGGCCCUCUCACUUUGAGUCUCUGGAUCCCAGAGCACCUUCACCUUUUACUGUGUCUCGAACUCUAAACUGUACAUAGACUUCACAUAAAAAAUGAGAGAAUUCUCGUCAAGGCCACGAAAAAAAGAACUGUUUUAAGAGUUAAAUAAAUCUAUAAUUAUAUAUAUUUUAAUACUAAAAAAGAGGGACGCUAUUUAAAAGAGUACUGUAUAACUUGGGUAUUCUCUCAUGUAAGAUGUACAAGAUUAUUUUCACAUGGGGUUGUGGAUUUGUUUUCCAUCCCACUGUGUAUGGAAUGACAUGUUCUAUAUGUUUUCACAAAAAAUUGAGAUUUUUUAGGGUAUUAGAGUAUUGAACAUACAUGGUCAGUGUUUUAAUUCUAUUUGUAUUAUUAUUAUUAUUAUUUUUCUUUUUGCUGCUACACUUUGAAUUUGUUUUCAGGCAGUUUGCCUUAAAAAGUGCAGUCCACCCUUAACCCACCCCUCUCCUCUUAUUUCAUGGUAUUAUACUAUGAAAUCCUUCAUCAUACACAAUCUGUUGGGUCCACGUUCUCUGCCGCAAGUUGCGGAGAAUUACACAGCAGAUACUCUUUUCCUAACAGCAGUAACCAUUGUGCCUUCAGUGUGUGUCCCCUUUCUCAUUAUCCCAGCAAUUAAAGGUCAGUAUUAGGUUCUCCUUUUAGGCUUUUAACUUUGUUUUGAAUUAUUCAGCCAUCAUACUGGAAAGCAACGCUCCUAAUUUUGACUUGGUUUCAACAUCCUCUGCAGUUCUAAUCUACUUGAAGGUGCUCAGAUAACUUAUGUUUAUUUCUUUAGCAGUUUUGUAAGCUCAUGUAUGGGAUUGGGGGGGUUGUUUUAGUCACUUUGUCGAAAAAGUGUUGUUCACCUUAUUGUUUUAUGUCAAAAAGGGAAUUUUGAAAUGCAAAGAGAAAUAUCUUAUCUGAAUAUUUCCCCUUUUCAAGUGGUUACAGUGUCAUGUUGCUGUGACUCUCAAACGAUUUAGUCAAUCUUGGUGCCUGAACUCGCUUUGACUCACUUUCUAGUAGUUUGUUUUUUCCCCCUAAAACAGAGAACAAAGCUUCAGUCGUUCAGUAUUGGUCUCGUCACUGCCAGGUUAAACUGCAGGGAUAAACAUGCAGAUCUAUUGUUUUUGUCAUGUUUCAAGUGGCAGCUUUUUCCGUUUUCUUGCCUUUUGUAAAUAUGACAGAUGAGUCAUUUAGCUACUUCAGUUGGGAAAUCAUGGAGCAAAAGCAAGCAAAACACCAUUUUCCAGUUCAAGCAGACCACGUUAGAUGCUGUUUAGGGAGGGCUAGGGGGUAGGGGGUGGGGGUCUCCUGCAUUGGUUUGUAGUUUGUUUCAAGAAAGAUGUUAAUGUCAUGUCAUAUAAAUUAUUUAUAUUAAAAUUUUUAUUUUUGUAGUUUGUACAGAUGUUAGUAUCUAGACUGAAGUUCUAUUUUUAAAGAGUAAAUAUAUAUUAUAUAUAAAUAUAUCUAUUUGUUCCUGAGGUUUUGUUUUAUUGUUUUGUUUGUAUUUUGGGGAUGGGGAGGGGAUGACAAUACAUUUGUGUGUGUGUGUGUGUGUGUGUGUGUGUGUGUGUGUGUGUGUGUGUGUGUGUGUGUGUGUGCGUGUGUGUGUGUGCGUGUGUGUGUGUGGUGUGGAGCAAAGGUGGCAAUUGGAGGACCAUGAAGGAGAAGGUGUGUAGGAAAAGUGACACCAUGUUUUAAGGUUUCCUCUUGGCCCUUUUUUCUUCAUUGUCAUUUCUUUUAAGAUGUUCUUGUCCACGUCUGAAACACUGUGAUUUCUGAAAACUAUGCUCAAGAAAACCCAUAUGUGACCAUUAUGUUCCCUCACCUGCUAUAGAAAUUAAACUAACAAAAUAAAUUGUAUGAAAAACUG
Molecule: messenger RNA, 6768 nt
Organism: Girardinichthys multiradiatus
Lineage: Eukaryota; Metazoa; Chordata; Actinopteri; Cyprinodontiformes; Goodeidae
Gene: ptch2
Product: patched 2
Exons: 23
Coding region: 394-4860 (1488 amino acids)
Biological process (GO): smoothened signaling pathway
Cellular component (GO): plasma membrane
Molecular function (GO): smoothened binding; hedgehog family protein binding; hedgehog receptor activity
Source: RefSeq, a predicted model, not a curated record